GUCUGCCAACGACAUCUAUCAUCUUCACCAAGCUACUCAUUCACUCACUACACCUCUCAAGCUCAACUCAUCAAUAAUUAAAUCAGUCACCAUGAAGUUCGCCAUCUUCGCCACUCUUACCGCCCUCCUCGGCAGCGCUGCUGCUGCCAACCAGGCCAUUGUCAUCAACGACUGCUCUACCGACAUCUAUGUCCAGUCUUACCCCUACAACGGUGGUGCUCCCGGCCCCUUGACCACUGUCAAGCCCGGAAAGCGAUUCUCUGAGAACCUCCGCUCUACUGGCUCCACUGUCAAGAUUGCCAAGACCCGAACUCUGACCAGCCCCCUCUUCUUCGGCUACUCUUCUACCUCCAAGCCCGACUAUGUCUACUAUGAGUUCAGCACUGAGUGGGGAAACCCCUUCGCUAAGGAGCGCAACAUCCUCAGCCCCGGUGCUGGCUGUGAGAAGUUCGACUGUGCUCCCAAUGCUGCCAGCUGCUACAGCACUCCCAGCAUGAAGAAGGUCUACGGCUGCCCUAGCCCCGUUAAUGUCUAUGCCCGCGUCUGCGCCAAGUAAGCGAAUCUUGUAAUUUAAUUCCAUGUAUGAUCAGACAGGUCAUAUAUGUGCCACCCACGUGGGAAGCCUACCUUAGAUACAUAUAGCCUACCUACGUAUAAUAAGACAAAAAGUGGAAAAAAUGAGCUGCUUC
Fusarium vanettenii 77-13-4 is the source of this 689-nucleotide messenger RNA. RefSeq lists its product as uncharacterized. The record is from RefSeq and is a predicted model, not a curated record. Bases 92 to 556 code for a protein of 154 amino acids. Lineage: Eukaryota; Fungi; Ascomycota; Sordariomycetes; Hypocreales; Nectriaceae. The transcript has 3 exons.